AACAAAGCCCCAGAGAGAGUACAUAGAAAUGAAUAUGAUCCCACACAACCCACUAAGGCCUCAGCUCAUCGUCCUCGCCUCCCUAAAGCUAGACACGGACAGAAUUUCUUUCUCAUGCCUUCUCUUCUCUUUACCCACUGAUCUGAUUCCCUUUUUUCCUCUCUCUUCACCACCUUAUAGUAUGCUCCCUCUCUAUCUUUCACUUAACCUCUUUCUCUCUCCAUAGAUAACAUAUCAUUUGCAUUCUCCUUUCUUUUCCUCUUCCUCUUCUUCUUCUGGGAUUGUAAAGAAGCAGCAGCAGCAGAUUAUGUUUGGUUCUUUGCUUCUUGAUUGACUGAUUUCAUAAGUAUUAUUGACGCUGCCUAUUUCAUAACGGGGAUGCAAGAUGUGAUAUAACUUGUUGCAAUUGUUCAAUUCUGACAAGGAGAAAAUGAUGAUGCAAGGAGAUUUUGAUCUGAAUCCGGUUCAAAUAUGUACAGAUUCACUUAAAGAAGUUCUAAAGCAGACAAUGUUCAAUCAGGAUUUUGUAUUUAGGAAUCAGGUCCAUGAACUCCAUCGGCUAUACAGAGUACAGGAAUCAUUAAUGAAGGAUUUUGGUUGGAAAAAGUGUAAUACAUACAAUUCAUUGAAUCCAAAAGCUCAGUCGUCUCUUGCAAAUCCAACAAGAUAUGAACCACCAGCAAAAGAAACUAGAUUCUCCUCAACUGCCAAGGUGGAUUCAAAACCUUUCAUAAGCCAGGAGUUGAUAAAGGAUUGCCAAGGUACAUAUCAUAAGCUACAGCACAGACCUCUAGAUCUUCGACUUUCUGCUGAUGAAUUCAUUAACCAUGUUGAGGAGGAUUUUCGAAAGAAAGGGAAUUUUUACAAUUGUUUAGAUGGUCUUAGAGACUUUAAGCUUCCCCUUUCUGAUGGUAACUCUUCAGAUGCAGAGGAAUUGAAGCUUUCCCUUAGCAUUGGAAGGAAUGAUAGAAAAAUGGGAAGUACAAUAAGAACUUGUUUCAAUUGGAAAACUUAUUCCUCCUCUCAAAAUGUGAUUGAUUUGGAAGAAUCAGUGGAGGGGAUACCAAAUGGGUAUGCAAAUUGCCCACCACCUCUUGGCUGUUCCUUUCUGGAAACUCAUUCUAAAGGCAAGCAUGAAUUUCAAGGAUAUAUUGUCUCUAAUCCAAUAAUUUCAACCAGUAUGGAGAAGGAUCUAUCUCAUGAGAUUGCAGAAAGUAGCUCUAUUCAAGAACAAAGUGAAUGUUGUCAAGACCAGACCUUUUCUGGUGAAGGUAUCUUCAAAUUAGCUGUACAAAAAUGGUUACAGAUUUAUGGGCAUGAAUUUGCGAUUCUGGAUUUUGAUCUUGUGAAAUUUAAGAAUCUGCUUAGCUAUAGUGAUUAGAUUUUUUUUUUUUUUUUUCUAUUGGUCUCUUAUGCAGGUUUUAGAGACUUCCAUGAUGAUGUCCCACUUGAUGAUCUUUCCACUAAAAUGCAACAGUUUUCAGAUCUAGGAGGGCGGUUGAACCUCAACAAAGUUCACCUGGAUGACUCAUCCUGUUGCUCAGAUGAUCGCAUGCUUGCCUGUCCUUCAACAGCAGGCUCAGAAAGUGGUCCUGAAGGAUUUACUGGCAGCAUGCAGGAUGGAACUUGUGCAAGCACAUUUCAGAUAAAAGAAGCCACUGAGCGCUCAAAUGAAGCUUCUGACUUGUUUAAACAAGAUAAUGUGACAAAUCUUGCUCUUGUGGAUUUCAAUAGAAAAAAUAAGAGCAGAGAUGUUUGGACCAGAAAUACUGGAAUAAAUAGUAGUGUAGAGAGCCUUGUUGGUCCAGAAUCCAUGCUUAGCCCCCCAGUAGGCAUUUCUGAAGAACUUGGUUGCUACAGUGGAGAUCAAAAGAGUGACAGUGUUGAGCUGAAGCCAAAACUUGCUAGAGAAGUGAGUUGCGAGAAGAGUGAGGUAGAGAAUUCUCCUUUUUCAUGUGCUGAUCAAAGUCAAAAUACAUUGCUAGAAGAACAUGGCAACAAAUCUCCUGCUUCCUGGCAGUCCUACUGCAUCUCUGAUAAUGAUUCAAGCAGUGCAAAUAGAAAACAUUCUGGCAUUGCAUCCCACUUAGGAUCUCAACUUAUUGAUGCCUUAAUGUGUGAGCAUGAUGAGAGAAUUUCUGACAGCAGCGACUUAAAAAAUAGCUGCUGCAAGAAGAAAGAAGAAUCAGCUCAAGUAGAUGUUUUUAUCCAACAAGCAGCUAAAUUGCUCAUCCAUAUAUCCUCAGAGCAUUCUGCUUGUAAUCAGGAUUCUUGUACAAGAGUGGGAUCCAAGGUUAUGGAAGAUGGCAAGAGGGAGCGACCACAGUGUUCUUUCGAUUCUUUUGAGUUGAUUAAUUUAAAUCUAACAGAAAGCUAUGUGGAUGACAAUUCUGUGUCAUCAAAACCAUUUGAAGUAAAUGACAUGGAGUUAAAGGAUUUGGGGUCUAAGUUGAGAAGGGGAAGGAGAAUGAAAGAUUUCCAGAGGGAGAUACUUCCCAGUCUUGCAUCUCUUUCUAGACAUGAAAUUCUUGAAGAUAUAAACAUUAUGGAGGGAGUUUUAAGAUCCAGAGAAUACCGAAAAUUCAGAGCCAAGAUGGCAGUUCACGGAGAGAACUGUUCUGCACCAGUGAGAAGUAGAAGGUCAAGACUUAGUUAUGCCGGAAGAAGAAAAUUUUCAUAAAUUUCAAUUAGAAGUUGAUAAUAGCAUUUUAACUGAAGAUAAAUCCAUUAUGGUUCUGUAUACCAUCAUUGCAAAUAUUGUUUGGUGUGAUUCCGAGCUUUAGAAAUUAGAAUCAAUUCCUUUCAGAAAGAUGAUGGAUCUUCUAUCCUUGUUUUCAUUCUAGCUGGAGCAGUCUUUUCAUGUCCACCGCUUAUUUUUCUGCUGUGCUUGGAUCAUGGAUGUUGCAAUUGCAAUUUAUUAAGCAAUAAAAAAGACACAGAAUCACCUACUCUGAA
Molecule: messenger RNA, 2955 nt
Organism: Hevea brasiliensis (rubber tree)
Lineage: Eukaryota; Viridiplantae; Streptophyta; Magnoliopsida; Malpighiales; Euphorbiaceae
Exons: 5
Coding region: 1469-2680 (403 amino acids)
Source: RefSeq, a predicted model, not a curated record